AUGGACGAUUUCAUCGAAUCAGUUGUGAUCACAGCAAAAGCCAUCAUUUUGAUUAUAAUUUCGACUUUUCGAAAUCUUCUUCCAAUGGGAGUUUUGCCGAGGAAAAAUGUUAGAGGUUGGUUGGAAAUUUUUGAAAAAAUUGGAACUAAACAUUUAGAAAUUUAAUUUUUUGAAGGCAAAAUUUCGAAUUUUGCUAAAAUCCAAAAUUUUCAUCUCAAAAAAAUCUUCCAAAUAAUACGUUUCAAAAUUUUGUGAAAUAAAUUCGAGCUUUUUGAGACUUUGGUUCAAUAUUUAAAAAAAAACUAAAUAUUCCAGACAAAUUUUCCAAUUCCUCCAUUUUUUCAGGUCAAACAGUGCUAAUCACCGGUUCGGGUUCCGGUUUGGGCCGUUUAAUGUCGUACGAGUUUGGAAAACUCGGAGCCAAGCUUAUUUUGUGGGAUGUGAAUGAGCAAGGAAAUUUGGAAACCGCCAAAAAUUUGGAAUCAAAAGGAGUUCAGGUAACUCAAUUUACUGAAUCCUAA
Molecule: messenger RNA, 521 nt
Organism: Caenorhabditis angaria
Lineage: Eukaryota; Metazoa; Nematoda; Chromadorea; Rhabditida; Rhabditidae
Source: the annotation of a GenBank genome assembly